GCCGGCCGCCGGCAGAGGCCAGUGGCCUGGAGGGAUGUUCCUGUGGAGGCUUAUCCUUGGAGUCCCAAGUCGCGCGGAUGGUUGCUGUCUCGUAUGAUGCGAAGGGCAUCCGAUCGUUGGAGAAAUAUGCGAAAGAGAUCUUCUCUUGCUACAGUUGGAGCGACUUCUACUACAAGUUGCCCCCCGGAGGCAUUAUCGGGCGUGUCCUCAACAAAGUAUCGUGGAGUACUCCGACUGCCCUCGUCGGAAGAUGUGCUAUGCGGCCGCAGAUGUGCACGGUGACCUUCAGUGGGGCCACGAACUUGAAUUUUGUCGCGGGCAUCAUGGACUACGGCCCUGUUCAGCUGUUCCGGAACCAAAGCGGGGAAAUCGAGGCGCGGAUGGGCAAAAUCCCUCUGAAGGACCCCUCCGAAACUGUGCCGCACCACCGCUUCCACAAGUUCUACUGGGAGGUCUACAAGGUCUUCCGGAGCCAGAUCGGCCAUGAUGUGGUGGCAGCCCUCCAUGACUGCAGCGAAAUAUAUGUCUCAGGCCACUCCAUUGGGGCCGCCUUGGCAUCCGUUUUCCAGUGGGAGCAUCUUGAGCGGGGGAUCUUUCAGCUUACCAUGGGUCAGAAUGUGGCGUGGUUCGGCCAGCCACCGGAUGUUAGCUGCCGGGGAAAGCGGCUCUAUGGCGAUCAAGACCCCGUGCCCUACCUCAGAUGUUUCGUGGACAAGUUCGACGGCGAGGUCGUCCGGCAUGCGGCCGUACCGGGUCAGAAGCUCGUUUACGACAGCCACGACAAGAGCUACAAGGCUAACACACUGACCGGCUGCUAUUCGGACCUCCCGAUGGACGGGGCCUGUGUCAAAGGUUGCAACCCUCUCGGUGCACACUACAACGUGCGAAUAGCAAUGGGCCUGUCAUGGCAUCAAGCCUCCGAGUACAUCAAAGCCACGGACAGCGCUUUCCCCACGACCUCGGAAUCCGAAGUCGCGAGCUUGGCUUAUUCUCCAAGCUGA
This is a messenger RNA of Symbiodinium necroappetens, 1001 nucleotides long. Lineage: Eukaryota; Dinophyceae; Suessiales; Symbiodiniaceae. The record is from the annotation of a GenBank genome assembly.